GUCCCGUAUCUCGGACUCCAACAAAUUAAUAAGGGCGCCGGCCAUAUAAGUUAUUCACUGCAGCAACCCAUCAAGACCACUCGGCCCAACACAACGCAACUUUCAAACUUGCAGUACGGACACAAACUGCUGCUGUCAACAUGGCUGAACCUGACACGGAGGGAAACUCGUCCAUCCCCGAACAGCUCUUCCACACGGUCCUGACCGUUGUGGACUACCACCAGGAUACGUCGGGCUCGACCCAUGACGUGCACGUGCUGGGCACGCACACCAGCCUCCCCGCCGCCAAGCGCUUCGCGCUUCGCGCGCUCGAGCAGCUGGGCUACCAGCCGGACGACUUCGAGGAGUACGUGACGCGCGCCGACACGCCGCCCGAGGACUGGACGCACGGCGACGGCGUGAUGGUGUACGCCAAGGCGCCGCGCGGGCAGGAGUUCCUGGUCGGGCUCGACACCAAGCCCAACACAGAAUCGCUGCCAGCUGGCGAGCACGACACGCUCGCGCUGCCCAACGGCCGCGAGCACCUGCACUACGUGCUGCAGAACCGGACCGACUACAACCAGGUCGCGCGGAGCGGCGCCUUCCAGACGUGCGAGAUCCAGGGCUGUUACGCGGACCGGGACCAGGCGGUCGCGGCCGCCAAGGCGACUCUGCGGGACGACCGCGAGGAGUACGCCCAGUACGACGACCGUGACGACGUCGAGUCCGAGGGCGGAUGGCCGUUUGGCGACGACGUCAUGGUGCAUGCGGUGGCGCAAACGGGUGAGAACUACACGGUCGCGGUGAAGACGCCGACGACGGCUCGGGAAAAACAUGGCAAGACCAAGUAACAAACAGAGGCGCAGAUGGAAGGGCAGUUUGCGAGAUUAUUGCCAGGAAAGUGUAACAGAAAAAAAAAAAAAAAAAUAAAGUGCCGUAUGGUCGCU
This is a messenger RNA of Thermothielavioides terrestris NRRL 8126, 926 nucleotides long. RefSeq lists its product as uncharacterized. The coding region runs from base 141 to 830 and encodes 229 amino acids. The record is from RefSeq and is a predicted model, not a curated record. The transcript has a single exon. NCBI's taxonomy places the organism in Eukaryota, Fungi, Ascomycota, Sordariomycetes, Sordariales, Chaetomiaceae.